This is a messenger RNA of Closterium sp. Naga37s-1, 642 nucleotides long. NCBI's taxonomy places the organism in Eukaryota, Viridiplantae, Streptophyta, Zygnematophyceae, Desmidiales, Closteriaceae. The record is from the annotation of a GenBank genome assembly.
AUGGCUGCCAAGGUCGUCGCGCCCAUCGUGGCAGUGUGCGCGUUGAUCGGAGUGCUGCUCGUGGCAGCCCCAUGGCAUGUGGAGAGUGCUGAGAUUGCAUCUGAAGGUACGCACUCUCUUCACGCGCUCUCUUACCUUUCCUCCCCGUUCCUAGCGGUAUUCUGCAGCGACAUGCAACUGCUGCACUUCCCAGCAACCAUUUUGCCUAAAGAAGGGGAAGAAGGGCGGAAGCGGUUCCACUCCGGCCACUCCCGCCACUCCCCCGCCAACUACCACCGGAAAGAAGGGCGGACACAAGAACUGGACCGCCCCUGCCACCCCCACCCCUGCCGUGCCCGCGCCUGCUACGAGCGGAAAGAAGGGCGGAAAGAAGGGCGCCAACUCAGGCGCUGGCGCUGGCGGGUCCGCGCCCGUGGUGGUGAGCAAGGCGGACCAGAAGAUCCAGUCUCAGCUCACGACGGCCACGAGCGGAGUGCAGAAGGCGGCGGACACGCUACGUACUACACGAGCCUCACCGCGACGGUGCAGGCGCUGACGAACGCGGGCAUUCUCAUCGACGAGGGGCAGCGCACGAUCGUCCAGGGGCAGAUCGCCAACGCCGUCUCCACCAUCGAGCGUCUCCGUUAUGCUCGACCCCGUUAA